Molecule: messenger RNA, 4297 nt
Organism: Oenanthe melanoleuca
Lineage: Eukaryota; Metazoa; Chordata; Aves; Passeriformes; Muscicapidae
Gene: HEMK1
Product: HemK methyltransferase family member 1
Exons: 11
Coding region: 1520-2584 (354 amino acids)
Biological process (GO): protein methylation
Cellular component (GO): mitochondrion
Molecular function (GO): protein methyltransferase activity; nucleic acid binding
Source: RefSeq, a predicted model, not a curated record
CGGGACGGCAGGCGGCUGCCCACGGCCCUGGUCCCCAGGCAGCCGGCUGUGCCCCCUGCCCCACUGCGAGCCGGCUGGGCUCCUGGCCCCUGAGGGAGCUGCCUGUGCCCCCAGCCCCACUGGGAACCAGCUGGGCUCCCGGUCCCCGAGGGAGCUGCCUGUGCCCCGGCCGCGCCGGGAGCCGUGAGGUGAGGCGUCGCUGUGCGCGCGCUCGCCUCAGAGCAGCCCCGGGCCCGUUCUCGGCCCCUCAGGAGAAGGGAGCCGCCGGCCGUGCUCACGGUGUUGCAUGUGCAGGGAAGGCUGAGAGGCUGGGAGAGGAGCCGCCUCCGGUCCCGGCGCUGCUCGUACGGCUCGAUCAGAUCGCGGGCCGGCAGCUGCUGCCCUCCCUCCCUACCCGAUGGGCCGCGGGCUGUGCGGCGCUGGCUCGGCCGGACACUGACAGCAGGUGGGACAGUGCGAGCUCCAGCCUUGCUCAAGCCUGUGAGUGCGGCCGGGCCUGUCCGCAGCCACCUGUGUGCGUGUGAGGCUACAGGGAGUGGGAGCUGGGGCUGAAAGGGCCAAACCUGCAGCGGGGAAAGGAGCUCUGCCUCCUACCUGUGUGCAGACAGGUACCUGUACCGAGAAGUAGAAUGCGGGGAUUUCACAUCAGUAGCUGGCCUUUAUUAAGAGAAGCAAGGAGCCACUGGAGAGGGUCCAGCAGAGGGCAACAAAGAUGAUGAAGGAUCUGAAGUAAUGUGUCUUGUGAGGAGAGACUGCAGGAGUUGGGCCUGUUUAGCCCGGAGAAAAGUGAGAGGGGAUCUCGUUAAUGCAUAUAAAUAUCUCAAUAGAGGUUGUCAAGAGGAUGGUACUCAGCAACAGGAUGAGGAAUAAUGACCAUGAAGUAAAACAAAGUUUCACCUCAACAUUAGGGAGAGGUGAAACUUUACACUGAGAGUGGCAGGGCACUGGAGGCUGCUCAGGGGUCUCAUGGAGUCUCUGUCACUGGAGCUAUGCUAAUCCCACCUGGCCAUGAUCCUGUGUCACCUUCCUUUGCUCGGAAGUUGGACUGGAUGAUCUCUAGAGGUCCCUUCUAACUCCAGCAAUUCUAUGACUUUUGCAAAUUGUUUCAACCACGACCAAUUAAACUCUUCUCUGCCUCCCUUAGAACGCUAAUGGUUGUUAAUGUUUUUUUCUUUUAGUGUUUCUCUUGUAGCAGUAAACAGGGCCUUGGAGUGGGAAGCUUCCCAAAUAAGUACUGUAGCUGACAGACUACAUAAAGGCAAGUAUUCAUGGGGUCUGUUUGUCUCUGCUGAGAGUAAUGCAGAUGGUAAAAAGGGGAUCCUUGGGCUCGUACAGCAUCCAUCCCUUUGCCAGGAGCUAGCAGCCUAGAAGAGCUGCAAGUGCUGCCCUGGGGAGAACUCACUGACUGUGGUCAGCUGGUGCUUAGCCAGUGACUUGUGGUAGCACCGGGUGAAUCUCAGCACUGACAGAUCAGUAGGUGUCAAAAGGAACACGUGUGGAAGCCAGAAACUUCGCCACAAUGAGAUGCCUCACCCGUCCACUGCUCAGGAAGUUGUUGAGCCUCCCACCUCAGUGUGUGCCAGGGCAAGGGACUCUGAGUAAAGGUGCUGUUGUCAGUCCAAAGCAGUUGUUUCUGAGGCAGAGUUGCAGUUCAGGACCUGGGCUCAUGACUGCCACUGAUAUGGUCAACUAUUGGCAGAAGGUGUUCGAGACAAAUGGAAUCCCUGAAGCACGAGAAUCCAGUCAAUACAUUGUGUCAUUUGUCCUGGGAGCAAAAACAUUUCAGAGCCUGGAUUCCAAAAGCCUCCAUACUCCACUUACGUCACUGCAGCAGGAGCAAAUCCAGCAGCUGAGCCACAGGCGGCUACAAAGGAUGCCAGUGCAGUACGUGCUCGGAGAGUGGGACUUCUGGGACCUGACCCUGAAGAUGAGACCCCCAGUAUUUAUUCCACGGCCUGAAACAGAGGAUCUUGUCUCUUUAGUUGUGGAGGAAGAAUUUCAGAAAUGUGAGAAUUCAGCCCUCUGUUUCCCAGUUCCUGUUCCUCAUCCUGUCAUCCUGGAAAUUGGCUGUGGCUCUGGAGCAAUUGCUCUGAGUCUGCUCUGUAAACUGCCACAGAGCAGAGUUAUAGCCAUGGAUAAAGAGGAGGCUGCUGUGGAUCUCACCAGGGAGAAUGCACAUAGGCUGCAACUCCAAGAAAGGAUUCACAUCAUCCACCAAGAUGUUUCACACUGUUCUGCCAAACAGCUGCUGCUCUGGGGCCCCAUAGAUGUCAUAGUCAGUAACCCCCCAUAUAUUUUCCAUGAAGACAUGGCUUCCUUGGAUGCAGAAAUCCUCCGCUAUGAGGACCUUGAUGCCCUGGAUGGGGGAGAUGACGGUAUGAGAGUCAUCAAAACAAUUCUGGCUUUGGCUCCUUCUCUUCUGAAGGUUUCUGGAAGUGUGUUUUUGGAAGUGGAUCCCAGGCAUCCAGAUAUGGUGGAGCACUGGCUACAGGUACACCCAGACUUGCUGCUCACCCUCCGUGCCAUUCACAAGGACUUUUGUGGCAAGCCUAGGUUUCUGCACAUCCAGAAACAAAGCAGCUAACAACUGUGUCAGACAUAACUCUCCUUGCAGGAUGCUUUUUGCUGUUCAGCUCAGCUGAACAGCUUGUUGAGAACUCCUUCUGCCUUGUGAAAGGAAUUUCCAUUCCCCAGAGUGUUGGACUCUCCAUGCAGUGACAGACCCCUCAUUUCCUGACUCAGACCUCAUCCAGAGAUGCAGAAGUUCAGCUGAGCAUGUGGAAGUGUUUCACCUUCCUUAUGGAACUGCAGGAAACACUUCAGUCUGCUGUGCUAAAGUGACUCAAUCAUCUCAGGACCCAAUACAGAAGAGUUCACAGCUCCAGAUUAAAAAUACAACUUCUUAAUGUGCCAAAUCACCCAUUUGGCCUAGAAAGAAUUUAAUUGUGUUUUUUUAAGUUGGCCUUGAGAUACAUUUAUAUAGAAUGUGACCAGAUGGGAUGAUAAGCCCAAACCCUGGUUUAUAUUGGCACAUGGAUUUGCAGGUAUAACAGGACAUAACUGCUGUGCACAUUUCAAAUGCAGUUGUGUUCCAGGAUCCUGAUGUUCUAACAGCAGAUCACCCUUUGUUUCCCACUCCUGCUGAGUGAUUGUCCCUGAAGGAUCAGUGCACAUAUUACAGCACCUGAAUUCACAGCCCUUGACACUUGAUGGAUGCUGCCAGAAACAGUCAAAGCAUUAUAAUAAAGACAGUGCUUGAGAUCAGGGUCCUUCAAAGAAUUACACUGCAGCUAUUCAGAGAUGCUGGCAGGCCUGAAUGAACAUCUGGCACCCACACAUUGCUCUGAUAGUAAUAGAAAUGCCUAAAUUCCACAUGAGGCAUUUAAUUGCAACACUUUACAGAAAAGACCAGAGUCACUACUCUGGUUUUGCAGAUGGAGAAGCUGAAAAACAGGAGGUGAAAUGACCUGCAGAAAAUUUGACAAGCUGAGUUUGGAGUAGGACUCAGUCUCUUGCCAGGCAUGGGAAUAGCUGAGAUCUGUCUCUUUGGGAAGGGUGACUCAGACUGGGGCAACCUGAAACAGCACUGAGAGAAGUAUCUGAAGUGGACAGACAGCAUCAUGUCAAUGUAAAUAAUGACAGGAUUAAAUUCAAGCUGCUGCUUGCUGCUGCUGUUUCCAGUGGUGCAGGUUCCCUUCUGGACCAUGGCUAGCCAGGGAAGGAAGGAAAGCAACCCAAGGAAAGGGUCUGCUCUUGCCCUUCACCCAUUGUACAUCUCACACUACACUUAUGCACCCAGCAUACCAUGUCCUGUGCACUCUUUACUUGAAUGUGUGAGUCUUCUCAGGGCUGCAGUACCUGCCCUGCUUAAACACAGUAGAGAAAAUCUAGGGAAGGAGAGAACAAAAAACCAGUUAAAACAGUUAAAGUGCACUUGAGUAUAGGUUUGGAAAUACCAUUUCAGUACAGCUGAUUUCUGGCCUCCUAAAGCCAUGAGUACAAGGUACAGUCAAAGGGAUAGUAUUUUGUGAGAUUGUGGAUUUUUUUUUAUUAGUAACUUAGGGAUAUUUUUUAAGUUCAGUCUGUCAAACUCUGUUUAAAAAAAUAAAUUUAAAGAAAUGAGUUCUCAGAUUUCUCCUGGUUGUUAGCAGUGUUUAUGUAUGAAACAGCAUUAUACACAGCCUGCUUCUACAGGAGGCCUUAAAAGCUGGAUAGUCCAUGGGCUGGUGGGAAUGUUAAGCAGCAUCAUGCUGCAUUCUUGAGGGGAUGGUGGGCUGUUUCCCUGCAGCAGGCUGGG